This is a messenger RNA of Funneliformis geosporum, 339 nucleotides long. NCBI's taxonomy places the organism in Eukaryota, Fungi, Glomeromycota, Glomeromycetes, Glomerales, Glomeraceae. The record is from the annotation of a GenBank genome assembly.
AUGCCAAAAAAUAUAUAUUUACCAAAAGAAAAUAUUCCUAAAACGGAAGAAGUUAGAUAUUUAGAAGAUCAAAACCAAAAACCAUCAAAAGACAAAAAAUCCGAAACUCCUCCAGCAAAUAAUAACCAAAAAAAUCCCGUUAAAGAAUAUAAGGAUAAUGUUCCGAUUAAAGAAUUAGACCGGAAUAAGGACUACUAUCAACAAGAAUGUAAGGCUUGUACUAGUAAAGUUAAUCGGCUGAUAAAAUACGAGCAUCUUAAAUUAGGUAAUGAUAAGGAUGAAAUUAAACCACACCGGACAGAUCUUUGUGUUAAAUGUCAAACGGAGGAGAAAUGUUGA